AUGUCCCACAGGAAGUUCGAAGCUCCCCGCCACGGGUCUCUGGCAUUCUUGCCGCGAAAGCGCGCUGCCCGUCACCGGGGUAAGGUGAAGAGCUUCCCUAAGGAUGACCCCAAGAAGCCCGUCCACCUGACGGCCGCCAUGGGCUACAAGGCCGGUAUGACCACAAUCGUCCGCGACCUUGACCGUCCUGGUGCGAAGUUGCACAAGAAGGAGAUUGUCGAGGCCUGCACAGUCAUCGAGACUCCUCCUAUGAUCGCUGUCGGUCUUGUCGGCUACAUCGAGACCCCCCGCGGUCUCCGCUCGCUCACCACCGUCUGGGCCGAGCACUUGAGCGACGAGGUCAAGCGCCGAUUCUACCGCAACUGGUACAAGAGCAAGAAGAAGGCCUUCACCAAGUACGCCAAGAAGCACUCUGAGGAGAGCGGUGCCUCCAUCACUCGCGAACUCGAGCGCAUGAAGAAGUACUGCACCGUCGUCCGCGUUCUCGCCCACACCCAGAUCCACAAGACCCCUCUCAAGCAGAAGAAGGCCCACCUUAUGGAGAUCCAGGUCAACGGUGGCAGCAUCGCCGACAAGGUCUCCUACGGUCACGGUCUGUUCGAGAAGCCAAUUGAGAUCAGCUCCAUCUUCGAGGACAACGAGAUGAUCGACGUUAUCGCCGUCACCAAGGGUCACGGAUACAACGGUGUCACCUCCCGUUGGGGCACCAAGAAGCUCCCGCGUAAGACACACAAGGGUCUCCGUAAGGUCGCCUGUAUCGGUGCCUGGCAUCCUGCCCACGUCCAAUGGACUGUUGCCCGUGCUGGUCAGAUGGGUUACCACCACCGUACCUCUGUCAACCACAAGAUCUACCGUAUCGGUAAGGCUGACGACGAGGGUAACGCCUCAACCGACUUCGACGUCUCCAAGAAGCGCAUCACACCCAUGGGUGGCUUCGUCCGCUACGGUGAGGUCAAGAACGACUUCGUUCUCCUCAAGGGUAACUGCCCUGGUGUCAAGAAGCGCGUCAUGACCCUGCGCAAGUCCAUGUUCACCCACACCAGCAGGAGGGCGCUCGAGAAGGUCGAGCUCAAGUGGAUCGACACCUCUUCCAAGUUCGGUCACGGUGCUUACCAGACACCGGCAGAGAAGAGGCAAUACGAGGGUGUCCUCAAGAAGGACCUCCAGACUUCGUCUUAG
Molecule: messenger RNA, 1179 nt
Organism: Alternaria postmessia
Lineage: Eukaryota; Fungi; Ascomycota; Dothideomycetes; Pleosporales; Pleosporaceae
Gene: RPL3
Product: 60S ribosomal protein L3
Exons: 4
Coding region: 1-1179 (392 amino acids)
Biological process (GO): ribosomal large subunit assembly; translation
Cellular component (GO): ribosome; cytosolic large ribosomal subunit
Molecular function (GO): structural constituent of ribosome; RNA binding
Source: RefSeq, a predicted model, not a curated record